Molecule: messenger RNA, 522 nt
Organism: Lactuca saligna
Lineage: Eukaryota; Viridiplantae; Streptophyta; Magnoliopsida; Asterales; Asteraceae
Source: the annotation of a GenBank genome assembly
AUGGCAGACGUGAACGAAAAAUUGAUGGGUCGAAAGGGAGCACGAAGGUUCGUCGCUCGACUCGCAAUCGGUGGUGGCCUCCGGCGUUCGACUAGACUGAAGAAGGAGAAGGAUCGAAGCAGCGAGGCGGCUGUGAGCUCGGACGAGAAGGAAGAGACGAAGCAGCGGGGCUGCUCGUCUUCUGUCCUCAAAGUAGUUGCGAAGGGGAAAGAGGUCCGAAGGGGUCUGGGAGGCGUAGCAAGCAACAACAGCAACGGUGACGGGGUGUUUGGUGGGUUUGCUCGACGGCAGAGGAAGAGGAGGUCGUAUAGGUGGUGGGGGGCAGUUCGAUCAUGGUUGUUUGUUAAUUCGGGAAAGGCAGCAGCUAUCAGCACAGGUUCGUUUUUGAUAGAUAUCGAUGGAAAAAAAUCAAAUGGAUGUUUGGGAAAGAUGAAAGAAGAACACGUGGAAGUUGUUCUUUUUGGUUGCUCACGAACAGAGGAAGAACAGAAAAGGAGUAUUGAUUCAUUAAUCAGUUUUUAA